GCGAGACGUGCCCACCUGGGCAGGUGGUGGCAUUAGGCUCGUGGGUCCCGGCAAUCCAUCUUGGUCAGAUCCGAAUCUGUCCCACAUCGUAAGACUAGGCGUGGAUUACACUGGGUCCCAGCAAAACAUACUGUAGCCAUGCAGAGUUGACGUUGUUUGAAACGGAGCGCUUGGCGUCUCUGUUUCUAUGUACAGCGCUAUCUUCAUCCAUUGGAAGGCCUGGGCACCUUGUAUCGACCCAGUGCUGCUGGACACAAUGAAGUCCAGGAUGCCUUACAGGAGACAAAGCAUUUGCAAGAAGCCAUCCUCGGUGCGGGUUACUACAUCUAAUCCUAAAGUCAGACAAGGUCUCAAAUUCGACCACGUUAGGUGACUACCUGUGGAAGACUCAAUUGACCAUGAAGACCGUACUCAUCGUGGGCGGCCACGGCAAGGUGGCCCUGGAGAUCACCAAGAUCCUCGUAGCGGAGAAGGAGCCCACAGCAUACACCGUCUACAGCCUCAUCCGCAACCCGGACCAGUCAGGCGAGCUGCAGAAGCUCGGGACGCAGCCCAUCGUCCAGGACGUCGAGAAGGCCACCGUGCCCGAGCUCCUGGGGACCCUGAGCCGCGUGAAGCCCGACGUGGUCGUCUGGGCCGCCGGCGCGGGCUACGGCUCCCCGCCCGACCGCAUCGACGCCGUGGACCACAGGGCCGCCGUCAAGAUCUUCGACGCCCUGGGCAUCUCGUCGCAGGCCGGCGACGCGGGAAAGAGGCUCGUGAGCAUCAGCGCGCUGGACCUGCGGGACCGGGAGAACAGGCCCGUGCCGGACUGGUACAAUGAUGAUGACAGGAAGCAGAGCGAUGGCGUGUGGAAAGGUAUCGCGGACUUUAUGAAGGCCAAGUUUGAGGCUGACAAGGAGCUGAGGACGGGCAAUGACAAGAGGGGGCUGCACUACACCAUGGUGAGGCCGGGAGGGCUGAGCAAUGACCCUGGGGAUGGGUUUGUGAGCGCUGGGAAGGUGCAUCUGGGAAGGAUGAUCAAGAGGCAGGACGUCGCCAGGGUUGUUGUUGAGGUCAUCAAGAAUGAUGAGACCGUUGGGCUUGCAUUUGACGUUGUUGGGGGAGAGGACAUCAUUGCCGAGGCUGUGAAGGAGGUUGGGAAGGAGAAGAUCGAUACCUUCGAGGGCUUCUACUAGAGACUACAGCGGUGUGACUGAACUCGUAUGAAUUGUUUGAAAGUUACGAGAAGCUAAUUUUACAUUCUUCAGUGUCCA
Messenger RNA from Diaporthe batatas, 1256 nucleotides. RefSeq lists its product as uncharacterized. NCBI's taxonomy places the organism in Eukaryota, Fungi, Ascomycota, Sordariomycetes, Diaporthales, Diaporthaceae. The transcript is spliced from 2 exons. The record is from RefSeq and is a predicted model, not a curated record. Bases 399 to 1178 code for a protein of 259 amino acids.